GAAACAUACUUCAGUUGAAAAAUUGCAUUCGGCUGUAAAGCAUUGUGGUAGUAAUUUUAAAUUUCAACAUGAAUUUUUUUGUGCCGUUUUUAUUUGCUUUAGUAACAAUUGUUUCGAGUGCACCGCACGAGUCCCUACUCAGUUUGAGACCUCCCCGCCAGGCCGAUAACAACAAGAACAGUAAUAGCGCCCCGGUGAACUUUGGGUUUCCCGUGUACGGUGCAGGAUCGUGGCCUGGAUUUGGUGGUAGCAGCUUUCCGACAUCACGGGGAAACUGGCCCCAAGCUGGAGGCGGCUUGGGCGGCGGCAAUCUACAUGGCCGUUUCAACUUUGACGAUAUGCCAAACGUGGAAGCAGUCAGCAGCGGGGUGACCUGCACGUACUCGAAUGAUGGCAAGCAGAAAUGCACUCAUCAUCACAAGAAGAAUUAAGCGUCGUUUGUUAGUUGUUUUGAAAUUUCCACCUCUGCGUGCUUGAAAAAGU
This is a messenger RNA of Malaya genurostris, 483 nucleotides long. RefSeq lists its product as uncharacterized. NCBI's taxonomy places the organism in Eukaryota, Metazoa, Arthropoda, Insecta, Diptera, Culicidae. The transcript is spliced from 3 exons. Bases 69 to 431 code for a protein of 120 amino acids. The record is from RefSeq and is a predicted model, not a curated record.